Thermochaetoides thermophila DSM 1495 is the source of this 1752-nucleotide messenger RNA. RefSeq lists its product as uncharacterized. The record is from RefSeq and is a predicted model, not a curated record. Lineage: Eukaryota; Fungi; Ascomycota; Sordariomycetes; Sordariales; Chaetomiaceae. The transcript has a single exon. The coding region runs from base 1 to 1752 and encodes 583 amino acids.
AUGACCAGAAUGAAGCUGCGAGCAUCAGCCAUCCUACAAGACACACAGUCAUGUAUCCCACUAUCCAAACUCCUCAGGGACCGCGACAUCAUCCUUCUUCUUACCCCAGCCAUCGCUCCUGAGCUGAGCCCUCUCAAUCAGAACCCUAAUAAGCCAACUAAGGACCCAUUUGAGCCAUUUGGUCAAGAAUUGGCGAGAUUCCACCCAUGGGUUCACCAUGUUCCCUACGGCCCUCGCAACGGCAUCACGCCUACCCAUGGAGCACACAUCCAUUACGCCGCUCUCAUCAUCUUCGUCAUCUAUGGUCCCCCAUGCCACGGACAGCUUUCUCAAGUGGAACUAGCAGACUAUGUGCGAUCUAUUGCUAAUCACCGUCCUCAGAUCAUCGUCACCCUUUGCAAUCCCCACGAGCUCAACCUUUCCCCCAGUGCCUUCCCGACCAUCGUUCAGGUCUCGAGCCUCUGCCCUGAUGACCUCCAGUCUGCCGCUUCAAUGCUCUUCCAGUUCCCCCCUCUUAGCUUGAACAAUAACAGUCCCCGUCUGCCUACGCUACAAAACCUCCUCCAUCAUGAUCACGACUAUCCAAAGCCCAAACCCCAUCUCCAACCUCAAGUUUGGACCGUCGAAGUCUGGAACGAACACCUCGACCCGCCUGCCAUCUACAACCUCUGGAGGGAAUGCUUACCCCCCCAGUUCAGCUGCAUCUCACAGUACCAGCUGACAAACCUCCUUCGGAGGGACGGGUACGCGAUGCACUACGUCGUCCGCGCCCCUUCCUCUCCAACCAGCAAUGGCACUGAGAAUGGAGCGGAAAAAAGGGAAAUAAUCGGCUUCUGCGCAACCUAUACUACCUACCUCGACCGCGACGGCGAACAUCUCCUCGGCUCGUUAGCUCUCCUCCUCGUCAAACCGACCCACCACGGCCGCGGGGUGGGGCUGAGUUUGCAUCGCCAUGCCAUGAAGAUGUUGACUAAGACUAGAGGAGUCUGUCGCGUGCAAUUGGGGUCCACCUUCCCCCGACUGUUGUACGGCCUGCCAUGGGAUGUUGAUCCUGAGGUUGAGAAUUGGUUCCGCAAGAGGGGAUGGCCUAUACACUCCGGAAUGGGGGCGGGUCCUGGGAGAGGAGCAGAAGUAACCGACUGGGUAUUACACUUCACUAAUUGGCCCAUCACCCAAGUAUUGUUACCACGCAUCAGCUUUAAGCAGUGUUCCUUCCCCGAGUUUGAGGCCGUGUUAGAGUUUGUCGAGGUUGAAUCAAAACGAGCCGGGAAAAUGGGCUGGUACGAUGAGUAUGCUAAGCUGGCGGGGUCGAUGCGGGUGGAGGAUAUUGUGUUGGGUGUGGAGGAUGGAAGGAUCAUUGCUGCUGCGUUGACAUACGUUCCGGGGAGUGCGGGAGGGGGCCCGGUGGCGGAAGACUUUCCUUGGGUGGGGGUUUUGGGAGGGCCCGGAGGGGAGAUUGGGGGGGUUACGUGUGUUUGUGUUGAUGGUAAGUUUUGGACCACCCAAGGGGAGGAGUGGAAGGACGAGGCUGACAGGGAAAUAGGCCGGUUGUCAGAGAGCCCGACUAAGAAGGAUGCGGUCAUAAUACGAUUGCUGGCGACGUGUAUUAGGGUGCUGACGGAGCAGGGGAUAAAAGUAAUGUUUGUGGAUGGGGUAAUGGGAGAGGAUGAGGGGUUUGAGUCUAUGGGUGAGUCUGCUUCCCCUUGCUAUGCAGAGAUUGUGUUGAUGCUGACCGACUUUUGGGGGGACUAG